Postia placenta MAD-698-R-SB12 is the source of this 1110-nucleotide messenger RNA. RefSeq lists its product as hypothetical. The record is from RefSeq and is a predicted model, not a curated record. The annotation marks the transcript as partial. The transcript has 2 exons. NCBI's taxonomy places the organism in Eukaryota, Fungi, Basidiomycota, Agaricomycetes, Polyporales, Adustoporiaceae.
AUGAAUGGCCUUUACAUCCUUAUUCCUGAUACGUCUCAUAUGCUCGCUGCUGAGCACCCCCCUCGCGAAAUGAGUACUCCCGCGCUUUCGGACGACACUGGCAGCUGCUCUUCACGCGAAAGCUCUCCGCCCGCUACACCCGUCUCUGGACUCAGCCGUGCACCAUCUAUCUCUUUUGAUGACUAUUGUCAGCAUAUACCCACUGGCGACGGCACGGACAUCGGUAUCGAACCAGACGCGGACUACUCGCUACCAGAAGACAUUUCCCGUCUCCUCAAACGGGGAAGGUUGGCGGACACAAGCACUGAUGAAGUCCGCGCAGAGAGGCCGCUGCCGCCUGAUAUUUGGAGCGACGCGACCAGGGCCGAUGACGGCGCGUUCUUCGGUCUUGGCCAUAUACCCAACAGCGACUGCACAAGUGUCGGGGACGUCGAGCCCGAUGCAGUGGAUCCGUCACUAGAAUACGUCUCCCGUCCGUUGAAACGGAAGCGAUGCGCGGACACAAGCACCUAUGAUGUUCGCGUAAAGAGAGCGCGGACGUCUGGCACUUCGAGCGGCGCAACUAAGGCCGAGGACCGCGCUUGUUUCGGUCUUGGGCAUAUUUCCACUCACGACUACACGAAGAGUAGGGUCGUCGACCCGGAUGCUGUUCACGUGGUCCACCCCCGUAUUGACCUAUACGUGCCACUUGAAGCCACCGCGCGCCCGCCGAAGCGAAAACGCUGUGCGGACCCGACGACCGAUGAGGUCCGUAUAAAGAGAAGGCGGUUGUCUGACAGUCCGAGCGACGCGUCAAAACUCAAGGAUGGCGAUCUUUUUGGACCUCACCCUCGAUGCAUGAUUACGGGCUACGUGUCUGCUGAGGUGGAGGCGUGCUACAUCCUGCCUCCCGACACGCCCCAACCGUUAGUCUACACAUACCACGUCAUCGCAGAGGAUGAGCACCCUGCAGACUCGGGCAACCCCAGGGAUGAUACCACUACGCCUCCAGUUGCGACGGCUACUGGCUCGUAUCGCUCGCUGGGGUGGCAUGACCUGAGUGCAAAUCUGCAUCUGAUGACAGUUCGAGUGGGUCGUGAAUUCAUCAAGCGACCGCUCCACUACCAGCAC